Messenger RNA from Microplitis mediator, 2144 nucleotides. Its product is annotated as protein phosphatase 1H. Lineage: Eukaryota; Metazoa; Arthropoda; Insecta; Hymenoptera; Braconidae. Gene Ontology annotation, molecular function: protein serine/threonine phosphatase activity; cation binding. The record is from RefSeq and is a predicted model, not a curated record. The transcript has 7 exons. Gene Ontology annotation, biological process: protein dephosphorylation. The coding region runs from base 386 to 1861 and encodes 491 amino acids.
UAAUUAUUUAUAAUUUACCCAUUAAAUAGUGGGGGUAAAAAUUAUGAGUUACUCCAAAGGCUCCAAAGCAAUUCACGUCUGUCAAUAUAAUUUAAAAAUCUAAUUGACAAUUACCACGAGCAUUUAAAUAACAAAAUUCAAAUGUACUCGCUACUGUAAAUUGCAUGGAGAACUGAUGUCUGUAAAUAAUGCAUCACGAGUUUGUUGAAACCGUUGACAGUAAGACGUCUGUGUAAUUAACUUGGGUUUUGACAGCUGGAUUUAAAAUAAUAAUAAUAAUCGUUAUUGUAAAUAUUAUUUUGAUUGUCGAUUUAACGUUUGAUAAAUCGUUAUUGUUUGAUAAUUAACAUUUCAAGUGGAUGUUGGUUUAAUUGGAUAAUCAAAAAUGUUGAAUCGAUUUAAAUCUGCGUUGAUGAAUGCAGUUGGUGGCAGUGAACUUGGCUUGCAGUACAAUCAUGAUUCCGAUAGUGAAAUUGCCAAAGAUUACGUUAAUUCAAAUGUUGUUGAGGUUGAAGCUAAGCCUUACAGUAGGCCCAGUUUUUUAGGUUUAACUACUGAAGAAACUCAGGUGAGUGCUGAUCAUAAAGUGAGACCAAUAAUAGUACCGAGAGACUUAAGCCGGCUGCCUUGGUGUGCUGGUUAUGCCGAAUGUAUAAACGCUGGUAAAAGUAUGUGGAAUGAAGACCAAGCUGCUGCUACAAGAGGAGAUUUAGUUUUACCUGAUAGCGACUUUAGUGAUAUUACGUUGCCUUAUAUAAUGUUUUCAAUGUUUGAUGGACACGCCGGUUAUCAGGUGGCAUUAACUGCUAGAUUACAUCUUCAUAGAAUUAUUCUUAAUAAAUUACAAGCUAUACCAGGUAAUAUAUUGAUGAAUAAAAAUGAAGAAAGUGCAAUAACUGGACAACAACUUGUCGUGGGUGCUAUUGAAAUGGCUUACAGAGAAAUGGAUCAAUUAGUUGAGUACCUGGCUCUUAAUGGAGGUGGCGGAUGUACAGCAAUUACUGUAUUAUUUUUAAAUGGUGUACUUUAUGCUGCUGGUGCUGGAGAUUCGAGGGCAGUACUUGUGUACGGUGAUAACCAACGUGCUUUGACAAAUGAUCAUACACCAGACUCAGAAUCAAAUCGUGUAAGAGCGUUAGGUUUUUUAAAGAGCACCGAAUUACUUAAGGGACAUUUUACACCAUUAGAAUUUAAAAAACGUCCAUUAGAACGUGAGCUCGGUACCAUGGUGUUGUACAGAGAGCCAUUUAUGACUGGAUGGGCUUACAAAGUUUUAACUGGUUCCGAUUUAAGAUUACCUCUGGUAUCAGGACACGGUAAACGUAGCCGAGUUAUGGGAACUAUCGGAGUGACAAGAGGUUUUGGUGACCAUGGUCUAAAAGCGGCGAAUACUGGACUCAGUAUCAAGCCUUUCCUGUCAUCGCAACCGGAAGUGCAAUACUUUCAAUUAGAGGAUUACCAAUUAACUGAGCGGGACUGUAUUAUUAUUGCGACUGACGGAUUGUGGGAUGUCGUGACUGACAAAGACGCUGGUAAUAUUUUUAGAAAAAUACUUGCGCCCGACACUCCGUCAUUGGAAUAUAGAUUGACUAUGGCCGCUCAAGAGCUCGUGCAAGCUGCGCGAGGCAGAUUAAUCGGGAGAAUGUGGAAAAGUAAACCCGAUAAAGAAAAAGAUAAAACCGAAAAAGAUGAGGAUAUUGAUGAAAGGUACUGGCCUAUGGCGUCGGUUGAUGAUAUCAGUGUUAUGGUUAUUCCUCUAUAUCCGUAUUUAUGCGAGCACAGGCAGUGGAAAAAAAACGCUCAACAAGAACGACGAUUUUCAACGGAUACUUCGCUUACAUCACCUACUCUAUCUAAUUGAUUAUCAUUACAACAAUAAUACGAUAAUACUAAAUAAUAAUAAUAGUUAUUAUCUUUUUUUAUUAUUCAAAUACGUAUUUAAUACUUCUUCAGAACUAAGACGCAUCGCAUAUUUAUUUUUUAUCAACCGCUGAAUUUUUUUAAAUUUUAAUUAGACGGCUUUCAUGUUCUGUAAACAAGUAAAUCCACAAAUCAAUUACUUUACUUGACGCAAGCAUAUUUAUUAGACAUUCCAUUUUAUCAGACCAGAAAAUAUAUUUAUUAUUAUUUUAUAAUAAUUAAAA